Messenger RNA from Cuculus canorus (common cuckoo), 5850 nucleotides. It is a transcript of the gene NXPH1, whose product is annotated as neurexophilin 1. NCBI's taxonomy places the organism in Eukaryota, Metazoa, Chordata, Aves, Cuculiformes, Cuculidae. Gene Ontology annotation, molecular function: signaling receptor binding. The record is from RefSeq and is a predicted model, not a curated record. The transcript is spliced from 4 exons. The coding region runs from base 227 to 1042 and encodes 271 amino acids.
GAAAUAAAGAGGGAAAAAGAGACGAGUCGCCCUGGACGCCCCGGAGCGCCGGAGCCGCCGCUCCUGCCCGCGCCCCCCGCCGAAGGCAAGCGGGCAGCCCGGGCAGCUCCCUCCUCCCGCUGGUGAGAGCUCUGCUUGUUCUGUAAAGUGGAUGUCAGGUGGAUCUAUGUUCUGGAAGGAACAAAGAGGCAGCGAAGGCAGCGCGGGGGAAGUUUGAGCGGCGAGGAUGCAGGCUGUGUACUGGUACGCGGUCCUUCUGCUGCAGCCCACCCUGUACCUGGUUACCUGUGCAAAUUUAACAAAUGGAGGAAAAACAGAACUUCUAAAAUCAGGAAGCUCCAAAUCCACACUAAAGCACAUAUGGACAGAAAGUAGCAAAGACUUGUCCAUCAGCCGACUGCUGUCACAGACUUUUCGUGGAAAGGAAAAUGAUACAGAUUUGGACCUGCGAUACGAUGCACCAGAAACUUAUUCUGAGCAAGAUCUCUGGGACUGGCUAAGGAACUCGACAGACCUGCAAGAGCCUCGGCCCAGAGCAAAGAGAAGGCCCAUUGUCAAGACUGGGAAAUUCAAGAAAAUGUUUGGCUGGGGUGAUUUUCAUUCCAACAUCAAGACUGUGAAGUUAAAUCUGUUAAUAACAGGGAAAAUCGUUGACCAUGGCAAUGGAACGUUUAGUGUUUACUUCAGGCAUAACUCCACUGGUCAAGGGAAUGUAUCCGUGAGCCUAGUGCCCCCUACAAAAAUAGUGGAAUUUGACUUGGCACAACAGACAGUGAUUGAUGCCAAAGAUUCCAAGUCCUUUAACUGUCGAAUCGAGUACGAAAAGGUUGACAAGGCUACCAAGAACACACUCUGCAACUAUGAUCCUUCAAAAACCUGUUAUCAGGAGCAGACCCAGAGCCACGUGUCAUGGCUCUGCUCCAAGCCCUUUAAAGUAAUCUGUAUUUACAUUUCCUUUUAUAGUACAGAUUAUAAACUAGUACAGAAGGUGUGUCCUGAUUACAACUACCACAGUGACACACCCUACUUCCCAUCAGGGUGAGGACCAACACGUGUCUGAGACUGAAGCCUGGGGAAUAAAAAAGGUCAUAUGACAGGGCUGUAACCUCAAGGAGGAAGGCCACACCUAUUGCCUGGAAUGUGUCUACCUGCUGCUGCUGAUGUCAAAUGGCUGCAAAUAUGUUAGUGGAAAACAAUCUAAUGUAAUUUUUGCCCAGUCAGCUCCAUGUAUCAACCUAGUCGUAAAUCACUAUGGAUUUGCAAUAAAACCAUACACAUACACAGAGACACACACACACACUUUUCAGCUCACAUCUAUUGAGAUUCCUGUUAAGAGAUCUUUCAUUGUCUGAAGGUUUCAGGAUAACCUAUCAUCAAGCAAAAUGGAUUAACUAGACAGAGUAUGGUUUCUAACGCAGACUGUUAUGGAAAUCUCUUUGAAAGUCUUUUGAGUACGCACCAAUCAAUAACCCCCACUCGUGCAUUCUACUGCUUGGAGUAGCUGUACUGGUAAAUAAUACUGUAGGAGUAAAUACUUGUUAAAAUGGGAAAAAUGUGUGUCUAGAAUUCAAUAUUCCUUAUUAUAUGAACACAGCAAAGCAUUGUGACUUUUUUCCAGCAUACUGUAGGCACAUUCAAGGUGGUGUUAGGUGGCUCUUUUUCUGUGGAGUGAGCCUGUUACUAGUAAAGAUGGGCAAACAUUUGGAAUUUACAUGUGGGAACAUAUUCUGGUUUCAUGUUUCUCUGACUCUUUAAGCUCUGAUUCUUCAAAUAUGGUUGAGUUUAGGCCAGCUAAGCUACUUAAAAACUCUCCAGCUAAGAAGGUAAAUGCCUGGCAGAGGACAUGUAAGUUAUAAGUGGCUGUCUUAUCUUUAUUACAAAAUAUUGUAACAAAUCCAAUAUCCUGGUCUUCAUUUGUAUGAAUGGUUUGUAUUGUACAUAAUUUAACUGGUGUUAUUUGAGCUGCUUAUUAAUAUUAACUUGUAGUUGUCUCUCUGCUUGUUAUUGGUUAAAAGCAAUCAAGGAAAUGGGGAAUCCAUUUUAUCAAUGUAGCUGUAAACUCCAUUAAGACAGAACUAUGUACAAAGCAUUUAUUCAGCUAAAGUAUUGUUGAAAGCUAUACAUAUACAACAUUACAGUCUGUCUGUAUUUAGAUAUUUUAUUUCCAGAGAAAAAAAUUGAACUGUAUAUAAAAAAUAAAAAAUCUUAAAGUUGAGUUUCAAUAUGUACUGUGUAGACAGUAGUUUAAAUGGUUCUGACAAGCGGACAACACUCCAAGUCUGACAUGGUUUUCUGUCUUGCAAAGAGCAUAUGUACAUAUAUAUAUACAUAUAUUUAUAAAUCUUAGUGUGUGCAUGCUUGUGUGUGUAUAUGAAUGUGUGUGUGUGUGUUGUGCGCAAAUGCAUAUAGGCAUGUAUGUAGAAUAUAUAAAAAUUUCUUGGACCCCAUUCCUAGCAAGCAAUUCUCAUUACUGAAGGGUCUUGCUGCCCUGAGCGGAAGCCUCAACUCAGAUAAGAAACUACAGAGCAGGGCUUUAUUUAAAGUGAUUCAUUGCCAUUUAGAAGUGGGGAAACAUGGAACCACUCUCUAUGUACACAGGCCUGCCUUUGCCUUAACUUCGGCCUCCUCUGAGGUACUGAUCUCUCUUUAUGGAAUGAAGAGACCCCUUUUUACAGUAUGAGAGAAUUUGCUUCUGAUAAACACAAAGCUCAUAGCUUUUAUAUGUAUUUUUAAAUGCAUAGUGACAUACUUUACCCCCAGCAUCCAGAUAAACAGCAACUAUAAUAAAUUCAUGUCUAAAAGAAGGCUGCCCGAAGAAGAACUCAGUAUUCUAUCUUACACCUAUCAAAAUUAUUGUUCCUGGCAAUGCUACCUUCCCUCUUCCACCUUCACUCCCAGGUUCUCUGCUCUUGUGUCAAAGCUGUGAAUGCAGAUAAGAGUCAGUUUCCCAAUACAUACAGCAUCAUGAAUACCUUCUCCAAAGUCCCAAUAAACACUCAGUGUUUCAAGAAGUGAGAAGUUUGAAACAACUUCUGGACCUCUCUUGCUGAAAUGAGCAGAACUUAAAUAAGAAUGAAACCAAGCAAAUGGAUGACAUUAUUGAUAAGUAAAUAAUGCACCAUUGAUGUGCGAGUAGGAGAGGAUACUUCCACAUUAUUAUUGUUUUUCCUCCUUUGAACAUAUGCUUGUGGGAAUCUCUUCAGUAUAUAUGCUAUUUCCCAGAACAAUUUUGUGACCCUGGCUUCUGUGUAAGUUUGGAGAAAGAAAUGGUCCAAGCCAUACAGUCCAGAUUCUGGUCUGAUUCCAGAAUAUGCUGAGAUGCGAUUUGUUUUAUUUAAUUUGAUAGUAGUUGUGAUUUUACUGGUAUUGUUUUUCCUCAUUUGUGCUAUAUGAAAAGUAACUGUUCUUAUUAUAAAAUGUGAAGGAAUUUGUGCUAUGACCAAGAGAAAAAGCUUGGCUCUGUUAAAGUCAAUGGGAAUUUUACUAUUGAGUUUAACAGUAUGUAGAAUUCCAGUGUUAAAUAUGAGUAGCGAACUUAGAAAUCUGUAUUAUGAUUAAGCAUUAUAGGUUUUGUAUUCUCAUUUACAUUUCUGAAAAUGGAUGUGGAAUGCUACUAUUGGUACAGUUCCAUUAUUUUCUUUCUUCUUUAAAGCUUCCCAUAAAUAUAUGAAGUAUAUACAUUCUUAUCACAUGUAUAUUUAUAAACUUUUCAAGUAAGAUCAAUACAAAAAGGAAUUAUUCACCAUGCAAUGGUUUUGAUCAUUUUAAUUGUGGUAACUCGUACUUUACGUGCCUCUGUCACAGUCAUAUUAUUUUCUAGUCUUAAGCCUUUGGAGAACUUGCUAUUCUUCAUAAGAAUUCUUGAGUUUGGACUUGGAAAACUUCUUUUGGUGAUCUGGUUUUGGAAAAGUGAUCUAGUAUAAAAAAUAUGGUGUGUUGCUUAGGUGCUAGUUGAUUGCAACUCAUUUAAUAUCUUUGGGAAGUAUUUUGUGUUUGCUGACUUUGCUAAAGAAUGGUUUUGAUUUUUCCAUCUGAAAAAAGAUUUUUAUGAUUUUUAUGUGUUAAUUCAGUUAAACAAUGUAUGUAUAAGCGUCUGGGUAUUGCACAUAAACAAUGCCUUAACGAAGUGCUAGGCCAGGCAGAUGUUGCCUCACUAUAAUUCUAGGCGUAAUAAAGAUGUAUAUCUCUAAAAAUAUAUUUUUAGGAUUGAGGAGGCUUGAGUUAUUUAUUUUUAAGAAAUUAAGAGACUAAAUUUGAUCACUCUUUUUUCACAUUUAAAGGAUAUAUUCUGUUUUAUUUUCACUAUAUAGAGAAGUCACAAAUAGGGAUAUUUUAAAGAAACCAAUUAUUCCUGGGGCAAAAAUACACAGAUUAUGCACCUGAGCAAAGAUCAGUAUAUUAAAGUUUCCUUGGAUGGGUCAGUGACAGAACUCAAAUGUCAGCUCACGUGCUUUUUGGAGAAGGAACUCAGGAUAUAGGAAACAAGUGUUUUACAUUGCAAAAAUCAAAAUACUUCAGCUUAGGACAGAAAAUAUAUUUUCUUCUCUCCUUAUGAAGUAACUCUUAGAGUUAUAUCUCUUUCUUCUCUUUACCCAAAUUUGCAUGAUAUAAAGUAAAUGAAUAAUUUCAUCUUUACAAAGCCCUUUUCUUUUUAAAAUUCUGAAACAAACGUAUAUUGUCAGAAACUGUUGACAUUUACUAUGGUAAUUUACAAUUAACUACAAAAUAUUUCAAACUCAAUUUAUAGGAGAGAAGAAUGGAAGUCUUGUAGUGUUGUGGUGCAUGUUAGCCUAGAGAUUUUAAGUAAUGCUGCUCAAGGGGUUUAGUCAGAGGGCAUUUUUGCUGUGAUUGAAUCGCUACAUACUUAUGCAUUCUGAAUCCUAUGCUCUAACUUGGAAACCUGUAAGAAUAUCAUAAGCUACUUUGAAAACAAUGUGUUAAAGAAUUAUAGAGAUAAAAGGAUUAAAAAUAUCUGCAAUGUAUACCUUAGGCAUCUGCUCUGAUGAAUUAUUCUUCACCAGAAGAUACUGAACUGCAGUCUUAGCAUCCUAUUGUGUCUUCUAUGUCCAUCUAUCACAGUGGCAGUCAACUUGUGUCAGCUUGCAUCUAGAAAUGAAAGAGAAUCUUGUCUGUAGUGAUCUCUACUUAACUAUUUGUGUAACAUUGCCAGAGACCUCAAAUGGCUUCAUCAAGAAUCUGUCGUGCUAGGAGCUGCAUAAUACAGAAAAGUAUAUAUAAUACCUAUUCAGAAACAUUUUUUUAUGCCAAGAACUCCCACUUUUUAAAACAAUGUACUGCAGAGUUCUUAUAAAUCAUGUGUGUAUAAAUUUGAGUAAUAUUGUUUAUGAAAUUAUUUUUUAAAAAUAUGCACAAUUCUCAAAAAAGCAUUAUUUUUCAAUACUCAUAUAUACAUCAAUGAAAUCCAAGCAAUCCUGACCCUUUGCAUAUCUUCUGAUUCCACUGUAUCAAUUUUCUAAGGUCUUUUGAUGAGUUACCAUUACCAUUUUAAUAUAUAAAUAUGACUAUUUUUUCCAAAAACGUUGACAAUGGAAGAACAGACUUUGGCCUAAUACAAAGUCUUUUACUUUUUUUCCUUCUUUAAUUUUAAACCUCCAAGUGUGAAGUUUACUCAUAAACUCCAUGAAAGGGACUGAUAUAUAGAGGUAUGACAUUAAGUGCACUGGUCUUUAUUUUGUUAGUCAUCUGUAUGUUACUCCCAUUUAGGAAUGCAGGCAGUUAGUAGCAACACAGCUUGUAUGUCAAAGAGACUUAAGGAGAUUCCCAAAUAGGUCAUCCACAACUUACGAACAAUUAAUGAAAACUUCUGGUUGAUCAACGUCAAUGUGUAAC